This is a messenger RNA of Eutrema salsugineum, 1934 nucleotides long. Its product is annotated as heat stress transcription factor B-2b. NCBI's taxonomy places the organism in Eukaryota, Viridiplantae, Streptophyta, Magnoliopsida, Brassicales, Brassicaceae. Gene Ontology annotation, molecular function: DNA-binding transcription factor activity; RNA polymerase II cis-regulatory region sequence-specific DNA binding. Gene Ontology annotation, biological process: regulation of transcription by RNA polymerase II. The record is from RefSeq and is a predicted model, not a curated record. The coding region runs from base 393 to 1505 and encodes 370 amino acids. The transcript has 3 exons. Gene Ontology annotation, cellular component: nucleus.
UUCUGGAACUUCCGAUCUGUCUUCUCAUCUCUCUCCUCUCUCCAUUUCAUCUUUAUUAUCAAUCCGUAUUUGCCAGAACCUUCUAGAACUUCAAAGACACAAACUCAAUCACAAUCUCCCUCUGUCUCUCUAGCUUUGAGAUCAAACGUGUGUUCGUCACGGGCUCCUUUUCGGAUUGUGGCAAUCUCUUUUGUUGGUUGGUGUAAAGAGAACAAUUUUUUUUGGAGUGUUUUGGAUUUGGUUUAAAGACAUCUCUUUUCUCUCCUGCGUCUAUUUUUUUUUUGUAAUUCGGAUCUCAUGAUUCGAAAUUUCUUCAAGCAACAACAAUAAGUAAAACAAAAAUAGCUCAUUUCCAUUGUUCAGGUUUUUUGAGGUGUGUGGAUCUAAAACUCAUGCCGGGGGAACAGACCGGAGAAACUCCGACGGUUGCCGGAGUUGGCGGCGGCGGUGGUGGUUGUAGCGCCGGGAACAGUGGCGGAAGUAGUGGAUGUGGCGGCGGUGGUGGUGGCGGAAGUGGUGUUGGUGGAGAUUCGCAGAGGUCAAUUCCGACGCCGUUUUUAACGAAAACGUAUCAGCUUGUGGAUGAUCCGGUUUACGACGAAUUGAUUUCGUGGAACGAAGAUGGAUCAACUUUCAUCGUGUGGAGACCAGCUGAAUUCGCUAGAGAUCUUCUCCCAAAAUACUUCAAACACAAUAAUUUCUCAAGUUUUGUUCGUCAGCUCAACACUUACGGAUUUCGAAAAGUAGUUCCUGAUCGUUGGGAGUUUUCUAACGACUGUUUCCGUCGAGGUGAGAAGAUUCUCCUUCGGGAUAUUCAACGACGGAAAAUCUCUCAGCCAGCUAUGGCCGCCGCAGCUGCUGCAGCGGCGGCGGCGGUAGCGGCUUCAGCUGUUACAGUUGCAGCGGUUCCGGCCAUAGCUCACACUGUAUCUCCGUCGAACUCUGGAGAAGAGCAGGUAAUAUCGUCUAACUCAUCACCUGCGGCUGCAGCCGCGACCACCGGAGGAGCGGCGGCGGUUGGUGCGGUUCUUCAGAGGACGACGAGCUGCACCACUACGCCGGAGCUGAUCGAGGAGAACGAGAGGUUGAGGAAAGAGAAUGUACAGUUGAGCCAAGAGCUGACGAAGCUUAAAGGAUUGUAUGCGAAUAUCUACUCGUUGAUGGCGAAUUUCACGACGGGUCAAGCGGAUUGUGCGAGUUUGUUACCGGAAGGGAAACCGUUGGAUCUUUUACCUGAGAGACAAGAGUUGAGUGAAGCCAUGGCAAUGGCUUCUAGGAUAGAAACAGGGAUUGGUUUGAAGCUUGAUGAGGAUUUGACACCGAGGUUGUUUGGGGUUUCGAUUGGUGUGAAGCGAGCUAGAAGAGACGAGGAGUUGGGUGCUGCAACAGAGGAAGAUGAUGAGGAGAUACGGGAAGGAGAACAAGGCUCUGAUGUCAAGUCAGAGCCGAUGGAGGAGAAGAACUCUAGUAACCAUAAUGGACCAUGGCUUGAACUCGGAAAAUGAAAAGAUUUUACCAAGUUGCAGGAAAACUGUCACUGAUUCCCAUUGAAAAGGCGAGUCAUUGGGCUGACCCCGAGCGGAAAAAUUGGAGCAAUGUGAGAUGUUUCACAAAUUAUACUGAGUUGAGGGUACAAAACACACAGAUCCUACCAUCCUGAGUUGUUCCUGAUCUCGGAUGUUGCUUCUUGAAUCUUCUUCUUGAUGGAGCUGAAACUAUUCUGGCUCGUUUGGCUCCAGCGGGAAGAUGUGCUUCUCACGAUUUCGGAUAAAACAGGCAGAUUCGAAGUUGGAUCUUCAUACUCUGCAAAAACAGCAGAGGAAUGGUUUUCUUAGACUUAUUGACAAUGUUGUUACAGAAUCCUUUAGUUCAAAACAAUUAAUUGUAGCUCUACUUGUAAUGAUCUUGAUGAAUUUUUUUAUUUCUUAGUUAAA